Messenger RNA from Talpa occidentalis (Iberian mole), 1974 nucleotides. RefSeq names its product SWI/SNF-related matrix-associated actin-dependent regulator of chromatin subfamily D member 1-like. The transcript has a single exon. NCBI's taxonomy places the organism in Eukaryota, Metazoa, Chordata, Mammalia, Eulipotyphla, Talpidae. Gene Ontology annotation, cellular component: nucleus; SWI/SNF complex. The record is from RefSeq and is a predicted model, not a curated record. The coding region runs from base 1 to 1974 and encodes 657 amino acids. Gene Ontology annotation, biological process: regulation of transcription by RNA polymerase II.
AUGGCGGCACAAGAGGGUUUCCAGUCAGUUACUCCGAGCACCAGUGCUGAAGCCUCAGAAGCGGAGAGCCUUCCGGCCAGCCGGAUCCAGGAUCAGACUUUGGGACCUUGCCUGCAAAUGGGCAUGCGGAGGAGCCUGGCGCCCAACCCGGAACUCUGCUACUUCCUGAUGCACAGUGAGGCCGCUCUGAGACCAAGUGUAAUGGCAGCCAGCCAAACGAUGCCUCAGGGACCCCUCAUAGGCCCCCCUGUGGCAGCCAGCCACGGGAUGCUUCAGAGACCCCCCAUGGGCUCCCCUCUGGCAGCCAGACACAUGACGCUUCAGCGACCCCCCAUGGGCUCCCCCAUGGCAGCCAGACACAGGCUUCAGGGACCCCCCAUGGGCUCCCCCGUGGCAGCCAGACACAUGGUGCUUCGGGGAUCCCCCAUGGGCUCCCCCGUGGCAGCUAGACACAUGAUGCUUCGGGGGGCCCCCAUGAGCUCCCCCGUGGCAGCCAGACACAUGAUGCUUCAGGGAACCCACGUGGGCUCCCAUGUGGUAGCGAGCCACAGGAUGCUUCAUGGAUCCCACACGGGCUCCCCCAUGUCACUCAGCCACAUGAUGCUUCAGGGAUGCCCCACGGACACCCCUGUGGCAUCCCUGAGCUCACUGGAGCUCCCUCCAGCCCCACCUGGCCCUUCCCAGUCAGAGUUGGACCCAUUUAUGUCAGAGUUGGACCCAUUUAUGUCAGAGUUGGACCCAUUUACGCCCCAGAAAGUCCAGCAGCAGAUGGUCCAAGGCCGAAACCACAGUGCAAAGAAAAAGAAGAUGGCUGACAGAACUCUGCCUCAAAAGGUGCUUGAACUGGUUCCGGAAUCCCAGACCUAUAUGGACCUCUUGGCUUUUGAAAGGAAGCUGGACCAGACUACCGCGAGGAAGUGGCUCGAUAUCCAGGAGGCUUUGAAACGCCCCGUCAAGGAAAAGCGGAAACUGCGGAUUUUCAUUUCUAACACGUUCAGUCGCCCCAAGACGGACUGCAAGGACGGGGAAGGGUCAGCGGCUUCCUGGGAGCUGCGGGUGGAAGGCCGGCUCCUGGAGGAUGCGGCGGCGUCCAGGUACUAUGGCGCCAAACAAAAGAGGAAGUUCUCGUCCUUCCUGAAGUCCCUGGUGAUCGAGCUGGACAAGGACGUGUACGGCCCGGACAGGUACCUGGUGGAGUGGCACCGGACCGCCACGACGCAGGAGGCGGACGGCUUCCAGGUGAGGCGGCCGGGGGACGCGAGCGUGUGGUGCACCAUCAUCCUGGUGCUGGAUUACGUGCCCCCGCAGUUUAAGCUGGACCCUCGCCUGGCUCGACUCCUGGGCAUCCACACCCAGACCCGCCCGGUGAUCAUCCAGGCGCUGUGGCAGUAUGUGAAGACGCACGCGCUCCAGGACCCCCACGAGCGCGAGCUCAUCGUCUGCGACCCGUACCUCCGGCAGAUCUUCGAGUCUCCGCGCUUGAGAUUCGCAGAGAUCCCGGAGCGGCUGCACGCGCUGCUCAUGCCGCCCGAGCCCGUCGUCAUCCACUACAUCAUCGGGGUGGACGCCAACCACCCGAAAAAGCUGGCUUGUUACGACAUCGACGUGGAAGUGGAUGACGCCUUAAGCACCCACAUGAACUCUCUUCUGCUGUCGCCGGCCGUCCAGCAGGACAUCCUGGCCCUGGACAGCAAGAUCCACGACACGAUCGAGGCCAUCAAUGCGCUGAAGGCGCAGCGCGAGUUCAUGCUGAGCUUCGCCUCGGACCCGCACGCGUUCAUCAACGAGUGGCUGCAGGCCCAGUGCCAGGAGCUGCAGGCCGGGCCGGACGCGGAGGGCACCGCGGAGGAAGAGCGCCGGGCCGAGUUCUACCUGCAGCCCUGGGCUGAGGAGGCCGUGUGCCGGUACUUCUACUCCAAGCUGCAGCAGGGCCAGCAGGAACUGGAAGAAGCGCUGGGCUUCCAGAACCCCUAG